AUGAAAUUUGGUAUUUAUGUGGUCGCCAUUUCGUGGCUCCUGAGUCGAGUAUUUGCAGUGAAUAUUCAACAGAGCACAGUCGAAAUUGACCAGGGCGUUAAAGCCAUCGAAAAUCUCACCAUCCACAAGAUUGUUUAUUAUUCAAUUAUCAACAGCCCCCAGGUUACCGUGUUGCAUUCUUUUAAAAAUGCGGGCACGUUUUACGUCACAAGCACCAACGGCUUUGAAGCUUCGGUAGUCAUUAAAGGAGAUCAUUUCCAAAAUUCCGGACUAGUUGUCUUUAACUCCUUUCUUGUCAAUGAAUCCAUACAUGGUGUUGAUGUCGAAAAUGAUUUUGCGAACACUGGCGCCAUGUUGUUUGGUGUCUCGGGGUUUAAUCCCUAUUCAUCAGUGACAUUUGUUCUAUCGGACGGAUCAUGGGUGAACACCGGUAUGAUAUCGUUUUUGAAGUUGUCUGAAUAUCCUACUCGUUUGUACAUUGGAAGGUCUCAACGGCUGAAAGGUGGCCUGAGUAUCACAAACGAAGGAACGAUUUGCUUUUACAGUCAGAUUUGGGCGUCAUAUACACGCAUUAAGGGGCAUGGCUGUAUCACUGUGGGCUCCAAGUCUAAACUUGAGAUUUAUUUUCCAGACUAUCGUAUUUCGCCCACUCAGACGAUCAAUUUAGAAUCUUCAGACUCUUUAUUGCAAGUUUACGGAAUGAGCUCUUCGCUCGAUAUAGCACCGACCAUCAAAGUUUCAGGCCUUGGAGAGGGCAAUUCAAUCGAAGUUGAUAUUCCUUAUUUAACAAUGAACGCAAAAGAGUACUCUACGCGGCGGGGGGAAUUGUCAGUGGAAAUUAAGAGCAAGCCUCGCGUGUAUUUCCGAGUUGGCCGGGGAUACCGUUUGGUGGAUUUUCAAAUCAGACCUUCGGCAUUUGGCACAAGGAUCACUGUCCACAAGCCUGCUCCAAGAAAACCUCCGCGUAUAUGCAAAUGUGCCACAAAGAUUCCUGUUGUCCCAACAUAUCUUCCUUAA
This is a messenger RNA of Metschnikowia bicuspidata var. bicuspidata NRRL YB-4993, 1017 nucleotides long. RefSeq lists its product as uncharacterized. NCBI's taxonomy places the organism in Eukaryota, Fungi, Ascomycota, Pichiomycetes, Serinales, Metschnikowiaceae. The transcript has a single exon. Bases 1 to 1017 code for a protein of 338 amino acids. The record is from RefSeq and is a predicted model, not a curated record.